AUGUCCAUCCUUUGGAGGAACGCCUCAGCUGCAAGAACGAAUGCCAGUUUUUCUCCUGCAGAGACAGCUCCCAUGAACGUGGCCAUCGCUACCUUCAUCUUAGUAUCCUUCCUGAUUGGGACAUCGAUCAAUGGGGUCUUCCUUUGGAUACUAGGAGUGAAGAUGAAGAGAACAGUGAAUACGCUCUGGUUCCUCCACCUGAUUCUCGCUUACUUAAUCUCCUGUAUGGUCCUACCUUUCUUUGCCAUCAACACCCUCCUCAGCUUCCACUGGGUCUUUGGCAUAAUUAUGUGCAAGGUUAUCAACUCUCUCGCGUCACUGGGGAUGUUCACCUCAGUAUUUCUCCUCACCGUUAUCAGCUUGGACCGUUACCUCCUCAUCCGCCACCCUAUCUGGUCCCAGCAUAACCGCACUAUUUCCCUGGCACGGAUACUGAUUGCAGGAGUCUGGUUCGCUUCCCUCACUCUGAGCCUUCCCUACCUGGCUUUCCGGGAGACUCGAGUAGUAGAGAACGGGAGGAUCAAUUGUGUCAACAAUUAUGCUCUCUCCAGAGGCUGGGAUGGUCCCAGAAUAAAAGCCCUGAGGGAUCGCAUUCACUUGAUUCUCUUUUUGGUCCGGUUCCUGCUGGGUUUCUUGAUCCCCUUCUGCAUCAUCAUGGGCUGCUACUGUGGGAUAGGAUGGGAGAUGAAGAAGAAAAGGUGGGCGAAGAACAGGAAGCCUUUCAGAGUCUUGGCGGUUGCCGUGGCCUCCUUCUUCAUCUGCUGGCUUCCUUGCCAUCUCUACUUCGGUUCGCUUUUGCUUCCAGAUAUGCCUAAAGUAGUAAUACAGGUUCUGUAUGUCUUGGGGCUAACUGGAGCGGGUUUCAAUAUUUGUUUCACUCCCAUUUUCUAUGUUUUUGUUGGGGAGAAAUUCCAGCAGGUCUUCAAGAUGUCCCUUGUUCUUCUGUUUAACAAAAGUUUUGCGAAUGUUUUCUUUGUACCUGAGGACGUUAACACGGGUGAGGAGGGACCCCAGACUCGUGCCAGUAGCAGAAUGGAGCUAAACAUCAGGGAGUGA
This is a messenger RNA of Heteronotia binoei (common prickly gecko), 1056 nucleotides long. Its product is annotated as probable G-protein coupled receptor 33. Lineage: Eukaryota; Metazoa; Chordata; Lepidosauria; Squamata; Gekkonidae. Gene Ontology annotation, biological process: complement receptor mediated signaling pathway; positive regulation of cytosolic calcium ion concentration; phospholipase C-activating G protein-coupled receptor signaling pathway. Bases 1 to 1056 code for a protein of 351 amino acids. Gene Ontology annotation, cellular component: plasma membrane. The transcript has a single exon. Gene Ontology annotation, molecular function: G protein-coupled receptor activity; complement receptor activity. The record is from RefSeq and is a predicted model, not a curated record.